GAUCGCGAGCGCAUUGGAGGACGCCAGGCGCCGUGAAGGUCGCAGCAAGCAAGCUACGAGCUAAUUGCGCCAAGGGGAAGGAAGGGAGCCGAGGAGGGCGGGCGAGGCAAGAGGAGGGAGGAAGAGAAAGGAGCGCGAUCGAUGAUUGGGGAGGGCGGGCGAGCGCUCACUACAGCGCCGGCAGCACACCUCCAGGUAACCCGCGAUGCGCCGACGGCUCUCGGCAGGCCAGGAUGCCGGGCGAGGGAACAAAAGAAAGAGAGAAGAUAAGAGGAGAGGAGAGGAGAUAGGAGGGAGAGGGAGGCGGAGACGGAGGAGGUUGGUGGAAAAAGGGGUACCCGUAUCUGGCUACUGGAACACCUAGCUCUACAGUCUAUCUGUCAGCGACACCAGCAUGGGAUAAACGACAUAACAUCCUGCUCCAAGUCCUAGCCACCACACCCCGUGACCGAUCCUGAUGCAGCCAUUGGCCAGAACGUCUGAAUAAUCGUCAUAGUUCCAUCCGACGUUGUAGUUCCAAAUCAAGAUGAAAAGGUGCCCGAGCACAAUCUCCAGAAGCCAGAUGUUGACAGGAAACAGCAGGACGUACAUACGCCACCGCGCACAGGAAGCAGCGGAGCUUCAGGCCCAGCGGGUAGGCGGCCACCCACGCCAGCGCCAGCCCGAGGCAGAGAAGCAGGCGGGGCGCGUCGCGCGGCAGCGGGUGGCCCGUCAGGUGCAGCAGCCUGAAGGCGCCCCGAUCCUGAGCCGUGGAACCGGCGCGUGCGGGGUCGCCCUUGUAGCCUGGACCGUAGACUCUGGCAACGGCCCCCGCCACCCUCUCCAGCUCCGCGCCCGUCUUCUUUGUCGGAGAGAAGGGGUGAUUCGAAGAGGCGAUGCACCAAGUCCAUUGCAGCGCCAGCGGCCGCUCUCGCGCUCCAGCCGCUAACGAAGCCUGGCGAGCAUGACAACGAUGAGCAUUGAGCAUAAACCAAAACU
Messenger RNA from Prorocentrum cordatum, 978 nucleotides. The record is from the annotation of a GenBank genome assembly. Lineage: Eukaryota; Dinophyceae; Prorocentrales; Prorocentraceae.